AAGGUAAUAACUUUAAAGACAGCUUGGAAUAAUGGGAUGUUUUACUAUUGCUAAAAUGUAUCCCUACAGUAUGAUUGUGAGAAAUAUUCCCUCAGCUUCAACAAAAAUGUCCAUGGUGCCAGACUGGGGAAGCAUACCAGAAUGAGUAUUGAUUCUGGAAGUACAGGGAGAAUUCACAGGGAAAAUUGUAGCUCUUGAGACUUCCGGAGGAAGAAAUGGCAGAUUGAAGGCAGCCCCAUAAAAAGUGGAGCUAAUGAUCAUAGUGAAGAAUGAAGAGUCAGUGAAAUGGACUGACUCUUUGAACUUCUCCAGACAAAGAGAGGAUGGGAGAUCACCCAUGGUGCUCCAGACCACUGCUACUCCCAAAGAGGCUGCAAGACUGGCGGGUUUUCAGCACUGAGAGAUGAAGGAAUAGCCAUCUUGCUUAAAUUGCAGUAGUGCCUUUAAAAGACACUAAGUUCAUAUAGUUCCUUUUCUAAUCACAUUUGGAAAUUGCUUAUGAGGAAUGUGAAAAUAUGAGAACGUGGCUGUGAACUGGACUCCACAGUCUGAAAUGAUCCCCUUGGGCUCCCCAUGCAGCUUAUGAUGGCUUCUGUUUAUACUUCAAAUAAAACAAUCAGAGUUUGUCCUUUCUUCAAUGGCGAUGUGGAAAACCCAGAAGCCAAAACCAGUAUUGCCUGGAUUAGUCCCAAUUUGCCUAGCAGAUGCACUUGGAAACCAGGAAAAUCCAUCUCAGAAUCACCUCAUCGCUAUGUGCCUCAGCAAAAAGAACCAAAGAUUUUGUCAAAUAUCUUAGAGAAAAUUGGACACACUCCUCUGAUCCGAAUCAACAAAAUUUCAAAAGCUUAUGGUCUCAAGUGUGAACUUUUGGCCAAGUGUGAAUAUUUCAAUGCUGGAGGGAGUGUAAAAGAUCGAAUCACUUUAAGGAUGAUAGAGGAUGCAGAAAAAGCUGGUAUCAUAAAACCAGGAGAUACUCUCAUUGAACCUACAUCAGGAAAUACAGGGAUUGGACUGGCUCUUGUAGCUGCAAUGAAGGGUUAUCGCUGUGUCAUUGUCAUGCCAGAGAAAAUGAGUAUGGAAAAGGUAGAUGUUCUGAGAGCACUUGGGGUUGAAAUAAUAAGAACUCCCUGCACCAAGUUUGAUGAUCCAGAAUCCAAUGUUCGUGUUGCGUGGAAACUGAAAAACGAAAUUCCAAAUUCACAUAUUUUGGAUCAGUAUCGAAAUCCAAGUAAUCCAUUGGCACACUAUGAUACCACAGCUGAAGAGCUCUUGGAGCAGUGUGAUGGAAAAAUUGAUAUGUUUGUGGCUGGAGCUGGCACAGGUGGUACCAUCACGGGUGUUGCCAGAAAGUUGAAGGAGAAAUGCCCUGCAUGCAAAAUUGUUGGAGUAGAUCCCGAAGGCUCCAUUGUUGCUUUGCCCAGCUCAUUAAAUACAGUCUCAGCCAAGGAUACAACAAUGGAAGUGGAAGGGAUUGGUCACGACUUUAUCCCAACCGUCCUUGAUAGAUCCGUAAUAGAUCAAUGGUGCAAAAGCAAUGAUAAAGAAUCCUUCCUUAUGGCUCGUAGAUUAAUUAAAGAGGAAGGCUUGCUUUGUGGAGGCAGUGCAGGCAGUGCGAUGUCUGCAGCUGUGAAAGCUGCCAAGCAACUAAAAGAAGGUCAACGCUGUGUUGUCCUCUUACCUGACUCUGUGAGGAACUACAUGUCUAAGUUUUUGAAUGACAAAUGGAUGGCCCAGAAUGGAUUUCUAAAAGAUGUUCAGGAACAUUAUCCUUGGUGGUGGAAUAUUAAAGUUCAGAAGCUGAAUCUUUCUGCUCCUCUGAUUCUUCUCUCAGAUAUGAACUGUCAAAAAGCAGUUGAAAUCCUGCAAGAAAAGUCAUGCAAUCAAGCACCAGUUGUUGCAGAAUCAGGUGUCAUCAUGGGAAUUGUAACUAUUACCAACAUCCUCUCCUCGAUCCUGGCAGGAGAUGCACAGUUCUCAGAUCCAAUCAUAAAAGUCACUUAUCAACAAUUUCCAAAGAUUAAUCUGGAUGAUACCCUGGGAAAGCUUUCACGUGUCCUGGAAACUGAACAAUUUGCUGUUAUAGUGCAUGAAGUGGAGCAAUACAAUGCAAUUUCCUUGAUGAAACAGAUGGUAUUUGGUGUGGCCACAGCUGUUGAUCUGCUCAACUUUAUUACACCAAAGAACAAACCUCAAGAUCUAAAUGCAUCACUCACAUCUGUUUAUGAAAGGACUUUUCCAGAAUUGGGAAAAAAUAACUACGAUGUUUAACUUAAUGGUUUACAAUAUGGCAGGGGUGUCUGCACGGGUAGUCAAAAAAGUUAAGAUGGCAGCUGUGAUGUGGUGACACACAUAUACCCCAAGAGGAGUUUCAAUCACUCUAUCAGGGCUGCCAUCUUGAUUUCUUUACU
Messenger RNA from Thamnophis sirtalis, 2408 nucleotides. Its product is annotated as cystathionine beta-synthase. The record is from RefSeq and is a predicted model, not a curated record. Lineage: Eukaryota; Metazoa; Chordata; Lepidosauria; Squamata; Natricidae. Gene Ontology annotation, molecular function: cystathionine beta-synthase activity. Gene Ontology annotation, cellular component: cytoplasm.